Molecule: messenger RNA, 1640 nt
Organism: Pyrus x bretschneideri (Chinese white pear)
Lineage: Eukaryota; Viridiplantae; Streptophyta; Magnoliopsida; Rosales; Rosaceae
Product: cytochrome P450 CYP736A12-like
Exons: 2
Coding region: 36-1550 (504 amino acids)
Molecular function (GO): heme binding; iron ion binding; monooxygenase activity
Source: RefSeq, a predicted model, not a curated record
AUGUCCAAAUCUCAGUUAUCACAUAGACAGCGAGAAUGAGUCCCAUCCUUCUCCUCGUCUUUCUUGCCUUCUUCUGCUCUCUCAUCCACAUAAUCUCAAGAUCUAAACACCCAAAAAAACUGCCUCCUGGCCCUUGGGCGCUGCCAAUCAUUGGUAACCUUCAUAUGCUAGGCAACCUCCCACACCGCAGCCUCCAACACUUAGCCAAAAAGUAUGGACCUAUAAUGUCCAUGCGCCUGGGGAGCAAAACCACCAUAGUGGUCUCGUCCCCCAAAGUUGCCGAGCUAUUCCUUAAAACCCAUGACACCAUCUUCGCUAGUCGCCCCAAAGUCCAAUCAUCGGACUACUUGUCGUAUGGCACAAAGGGUAUGGGUUUUAGUGAAUAUGGUCCGUACUGGCGCCAUAUUAGGAAGCUGUGCACACUUCAGCUUCUUUGUCAGUCAAAAAUCGAGGGCUUUGCUCCGCUGAGGAGGGAGGAGGUCGGGUUGUUGGUGCAGUGGCUGAAGAAGGCCGCGAAGGCUGGAGAAGUGGUGGAUCUUAGUGAGAAGGUCGGUGAGCUUAUUGAGGACAUAACAUAUAGGAUGGUGUUGGGAAGCAAAAAUGAUGAUACGUUUGAUGUCAAGGGAAUUAUUGAGGAGGUCAUGUUGUUGACAGGGGCAGUCAACAUUGGUGAUUAUGUUCCUUUCCUCAGCCCAUUUGAUAUUCAGGGAUUGAACAAACGCAUGAAGAGACUUAGCAAGACAAUCGACCAACUUCUGGAAAAGAUAAUUGGGGAACACGAACAAGUUUCUAAAAGUGAGCAACUACAAGGCCGCCCUCAAAAUCAUAAGGACUUUGUGGAGAUGCUGCUUUCAUUGAUGAACCAACCAUUAAACCCUAACGACGAGCAAGUCUACGUAGUCGACCGAACUAAUGUGAAAGCCAUCUUACUGGACAUGAUUUCGGGUGCCUUUGACACAUCAGCGACCGCGAUUGUUUGGAACCUUGCCGAACUCUUGAGGCAUCCUAGGGUAAUGAAGCUUCUCCAACAAGAGCUCCAAACCGUGAUCGGAAUGGAUAGAACGGUGGAGGAGAGCGAUUUGCCAAAGUUGGCCUACUUGAACAAGGUUGUCAAAGAGAGCUUUAGGCUACAUCCGGUAGCACCGUUGUUGAUUCCACAUGCAUCCAUGGAGGACAUCACGGUUGAUGGAUAUCAUAUACCCAAGAAAUCCACCAUCUUUGUGAACAUCUGGACGAUUGGGAGAGAUCCAAGUGUAUGGUCAGAUAACGUGGAAGAGUUUUACCCUGAAAGGUUUAAUGACAGUGACGUUGACCUUAAGGGGCAUGACUUCCAGCUUUUACCAUUUGGGUCCGGAAGAAGAGGGUGCCCUGCCAUGCAACUAGGGUUAACGACGGUUCGUCUAGCUCUGGCAAAUUUGGUCCACUGCUUCAAUUUUGAUCUCCCAAGUGGCCUCCUCCCUAACGAGUUGGACAUGACUGAGACUUUUGGCCUGUCGCUGUCUAAAACCAAACACUUGCUUGUCGUGCCCACAUAUCGCCUACACAAUUAACAUUCAUAGAGAUUUGGUUUUGCAUAUGGUGUGUAUGUACCAUUGUUCUAAAAAUUCUCACCCAAUGCUGUCUAGGUUCCUUCUAACACA